UACAGGAGAACCAUGACGCUGGAUUCCAUGUUGGCGUGCUGCCUCAGCGAGGAGGCGAAAGAAGCGCGGCGGAUCAACGACGAGAUCGAGCGGCAGCUCCGACGAGACAAGAAAGACGCGUGGCGCGAGAUCAAACUGCUGCUGCUAGGGACUGGAGAGAGUGGGAAAAGCACCUUCAUUAAACAGAUGAGAAUCAUCCAUGGCUCGGGGUAUUCAGAGGACGACAGGAGAGGCUUUACCAGGCUGGUCUAUCAAAACAUCUUCACAUCUAUGCAGGCCAUGAUAAGAGCUAUGGAUAAUCUACAGAUCCCCUAUAAAUAUGAACAAAAUAAGGCCAAUGCAAACAUUGUCAGAGAAGUGGAUGUCGAGAAAGUUUACAUGUUUGUCAGCCCUUACAUAGAUGCUAUCCAGAGUUUAUGGAAUGACCCAGGAGUCCAUGAGUGCUUUGACCGGAGGAGAGAGUACCAGCUCUCAGAUUCCACAAAAUACUAUCUAAAUUCACUGGAUCGCAUUGCUGAUCACUCCUAUGUUCCCACCCAGCAAGACGUGCUCAGGGUCAGAGUGCCCACAACGGGCAUCAUUGAAUACCCCUUUGACCUACAGAGUGUCAUAUUCAGGAUGGUGGAUGUAGGUGGCCAACGGUCAGAAAGGCGUAAGUGGAUUCACUGCUUUGAAAACGUCACCUCCAUCAUGUUCCUGGUUGCACUCAGUGAAUAUGACCAGGUUCUGAUAGAGUCUGAAAAUGAGAAUCGAAUGGAAGAAAGCAAAGCAUUGUUUAGGACGAUAAUAACAUACCCCUGGUUCCAGCAUGCAUCAGUUAUUCUUUUUUUGAACAAGAAAGAUCUUUUAGAGGAGAAAAUAAUAUUUUCACAUCUUGUAGAUUACUUUCCUGAAUUUGACGGACCCCAAAGAGACACUCAAGCCGCCAGGGAAUUUAUCCUGAAGAUGUUUGUCGACCUGAAUCCAGACAAGGACAAAAUAAUUUAUUCUCACUUUACGUGUGCUACGGACACAGAAAACAUCCGGUUCGUGUUUGCAGCCGUCAAAGACACCAUCUUGCAGCACACACUGAAGGAAUACAAUCUAGUCUGAAAAACAGCUGUUAACAGUUUUGGUGUUGUCUUGCAUUUAAUGGACAGUUCAGACAGAUUGAGUCUGACUGAUAGUCUGACUUCAUUGUAUAAGGAGGCCAUUGAUUCUGUUUGAUGCUUAUGUUAUUUACAAAUUAACUGUAUGAGGAAACAUAAGCUGCUUACUACAUAACUAUUUAUUUGCACAUUGAAGCAUGUUCACAAGGUCUUUGAGUGUUAAUCCAUUUUAAUAGAAAAUAUUGUGUUAUUAAACUUUUAUUUUGCACUUAUAAAGAUUUUGGAUUAAGUAACUUUCCCUUCUAGAUCUUUAGUUCUGUAUUAGAUCAUUUUCAUGUUCACAUUUUUUUGCUACUGUAUGAAUAUUAUGUAGGUUCCUCUUCCUUGAGCACAUUUAACAAUUCUUAUCAGCUCAUUAGACACUAAAGAAAACUUUUAAGUACUUGUGUGGUAUUUUAUUGUGGUACUCUUAAGUCAGAGUAAACAGUAGAUAAGAUGCUUUUCUGCCCUGCAAAGCACUUGCUUUUAUUAAGAAAUGCUAGAUUUCAAUAGAGUUACAUUAAAUCUAAGUGCCAAAGUUUCCUUCUGGUGAAGUUAUCUUAUGUACUACCAAACUAAUAAUAAUGCCACAGGCAAUAAGUUGCCCUGGUUUUUUUUCUUUCAUUUUUUCAGAACAUUUUAUGUUCAUCUAGACGGGAUGAUGUGCCAAAAGAGAAAGUUGCUGUGAGUUUACGUUUUUUUUUGUAAUAAAUUUCCUAAUGAUACUCUUGCUGUUAUUGUGAAAGUGUGGU
Molecule: messenger RNA, 1879 nt
Organism: Triplophysa rosa
Lineage: Eukaryota; Metazoa; Chordata; Actinopteri; Cypriniformes; Nemacheilidae
Product: guanine nucleotide-binding protein G(q) subunit alpha-like
Exons: 7
Coding region: 13-1092 (359 amino acids)
Biological process (GO): phospholipase C-activating dopamine receptor signaling pathway; adenylate cyclase-modulating G protein-coupled receptor signaling pathway; action potential
Cellular component (GO): heterotrimeric G-protein complex
Molecular function (GO): G protein-coupled receptor binding; GTPase activator activity; GTPase activity
Source: RefSeq, a predicted model, not a curated record